This is a messenger RNA of Solea solea (common sole), 2434 nucleotides long. It is a transcript of the gene sugp1, whose product is annotated as SURP and G patch domain containing 1. Lineage: Eukaryota; Metazoa; Chordata; Actinopteri; Pleuronectiformes; Soleidae. Gene Ontology annotation, cellular component: nucleoplasm. Gene Ontology annotation, biological process: RNA processing. The coding region runs from base 137 to 1999 and encodes 620 amino acids. The transcript has 14 exons. Gene Ontology annotation, molecular function: RNA binding. The record is from RefSeq and is a predicted model, not a curated record.
UCUAGUCAACCUAGUACCGGAAGUUCUGCUUUUGCUUUGCUGUCUUUGAUUAAUUAUCAGACUGACUCCGCUUUAGCUACACGUUAGCUCCCCAUGAACGUAGUUUUGGAAAUAUAGACUUCGUUUUGCUACAGACAUGGAGUCAAACGAUGCAGGGCGUGGAGGAUGGAAGCCCAAGCCUGUCCAGCAGCAAAAAACCAAGAUGAAUAUGUUUAUUCUUCGUCAAGAAAAGCUUAUUGCUCAGAAGAAAGAGGAGAUCGAAGCCAGAAUGGCAGAGCAAGCAAAGAUGAGUGUGCAAACCACCCCCAGGAAGACCCUACUUCCAAGUCUCCAAGGACCAUCCACCAACAAGUUUGCAAAUGAUGGAAGCUUUUUCCAACAGUUCAUGAAGCUGCAGAAGGACAAAUCCAACAAUGUGCCAGGUUCCCCCAGUGAUGCCACAUUUCCUUCAAGCUCCACUUCAUCACCAGGAGGAAACACGUCUCAAAAGAAGAGCAUUCAUGUUGGCAAGCGGCCUGGCCUUGGAGUCAGUAGCAUGCUUAAUCAGUUCAAGAACUACUCACAGUCCAAGAAAACCCCUGUUCUCAGCAAGAGGCCGAGCGUUUUCUGCUCUCCAGAUGGUGAAGAUGAAGAAGAAGAUGCUGAUUACUCCAGAUUCUUAGAGAUGAAAGUCUCUCCCCCAGAGGAUUCUGACACCAGACUUAUUAUCGACAAGAUGGCCUCGUUCGUAGCAGAGGGUGGACCUGAACUGGAGAGAAGGGCUAGAGAUGACUACAAGGACAAUCCGGUUUUUUCGUUUUUAUAUGAUAAGAGCAGUUUGGAGUAUCUCUACUUCAAAAACAGAGUUGCAGUUUUGGGAAAGGAUAUGCUAAGUCCAGAGAAUACAUCAAAUAAAGUCUCCCCCCCAGUGGAUGCGGAAACCCAGCAAGUGGCUGAGAAGCUGGCCAGGUUUGUGGCGGAGGGUGGCCCUGAGGUAGAAGACAUCGCUGCUGAGCGCAACAAAAACAACCCAGCCUUCAGUUUUUUGUAUGAUCAACAAAGUCCAGCAUACCACUUCUACAAAGAGAAACUUAAAGAGUAUCGUGCUACAACCUCCCAGAACACUUUACCUCCAGCAACAGCUGAUGUUCAGCAAACGACUGCACAACCAUCAUUAGGCACCCAGGAGCCAGACACCCCGCCUGUCAAACGGAAGAGGAAGAGCAGAUGGGGUUCUGAAGAUGACAAAGUUGUGUUACCCAUUCUCCCCAUCAUUUCUCCUUCAGAGAUUAAUAUACCAGACCCCAACACACCCUCGCUCUCUGCCCAGGAGCUCAAAGGUCUUGGAUAUAAGAAGGGGAAGCCCCACGGUCUGGUUGGAGUAACAGAGCUAUCUGACGAUCAGAAGAUACAAAUCAAAGAACAACAAGAGAUGCAAGAGAUGUACGACUUGAUUAUGAAGCAUAAGCGUACGAUGGCAGAAAUGCAGGUGAUGUGGGAGAAGGCCAUUAGGGACCACCAACAUGAAUAUGACAGUGAUGAGGAAGUGGACUACCACACGGGCACAUGGGAGCAUCGGCUAAGAAAGAUGGAAAUGGAGAAGACGCGUGAUUGGGCCGAAUCUCUAACAGAACUGGGUAAAGGGAAACACUUUAUUGGAGACUUCCUGCCACCUGAGGAGCUGGAGAAAUUUAUGGAGACUUUUAAGGCUCUCAAGGAGGGCCGAGACCCAGACUACUCGGAAUACAAAGAGUUUAAAUUGACAGUGGAGAACCUUGGUUUUCGAAUGCUGAUGAAGAUGGGCUGGAAGGAAGGUGACGGCCUCGGCAGUGACGGACAGGGAAUCAAGGCUCCUGUCAACAAGGGAUUGACCGCUCAGAAUGGAGCAGGUUUCGGAGUUGACCGUCCAGCUGAGCUAGCCAAAUCUGAUGAUGAAUACGAUGCUUUUAGAAAGAGGAUGAUGCUUGCAUACCGCUUCAGGCCAAACCCACUGAAUAAUCCACGGAGACCCUAUUACUGAUAGAGGACUGUUUGUUUAUGCUUGAUCUUGUUUAUGAUAUAAAUCUGGUUCCAGCAGUUGCCACAGUUUUAAGUUCUGAAAUAGAAACAUUUGCACAAUAUACAGUACACCAUGAUGGUAAUGAGAAUAAUAAACUGAUGUAUCACUACAUUUGAGGUUUAAUUUGGCUAAAGGAAAAUACAAAAUGUUAUCUGAAAUUAAAUGAUCACCUGUAUUGUUACAUUUAAAUUAAAUACUGUGACAACCUUGAACAUUUACUUUGUCUGAUAUCUAUGAUCAUUUUAUUCCUCUGUGCACAUGUUUGUAUGUCAAUGUGUUUGUUUUAUUCCACUGAAAAUAAGACAAUUCUGUAUUAACCUUUGAUUACUUUGACAUUAUGUGCUUCAGCAGUGUUCACAAUUAAAAAUGGCCACUUACAGUGACUGUUGUAACUAA